GCUUAAGCUCCCCCUCGGAAGCGCCAUGGCUCCGGUCUCCCUUCCCCUGCUCUCCCGCGCUCGCCCUCCUCUCCUGCUCCGCGACGCCGGCGUCAAGCUGAGCACGGUCAGGCUACCUCCUCCAUGGCGCCAACAGUGGAAACACACCAGCGGCGAGCGGCGGCGACGGCUAUCAAUGCCGGCGUCGGCCGUGGCGGCCGAGACGCCGCCGCCACACGCGCGCGCCGAGGAGGAGGAGGAGGCCGCCCCGGCCGUGGGCGGCGGCGAGGAGGGGCGGUUCGAGUGGCUGGACCAGUGGUAUCCCGUGGCUCCGGUGUGCGACCUCGACCCGCGCAAGCCGCACGGGAAGAUGGUGAUGGGCCUCCGCGUCGUCGCGUGGUUCGACGGCGGCGGCGGCGGCGAGUGGCGCGUGGUGGACGACGCGUGCCCGCACCGCCUCGCGCCGCUGUCGGAGGGGCGCGUCGACGGCAAGGGCCGCCUCCAGUGCGCCUACCAUGGCUGGUGCUUCGAUGGCCACGGCUCCUGCCAGUUCAUCCCCCAGGCCCCCGCCCUCGGCCCUCCUGUGCACAAGAACAGCAAGGCGUGCGUGGCGUCGUACCCGAGCGUGGUGCAGAACAACAUCCUGUGGUUCUACCCGAGGUCGGAGCCGGAGUACAAGGAGAUCCUGCAGAGGAAGCGGCCGCCGUACUUCCCAGACCUCGAUGACCCGUCCUUCAACACAGUCUUCGGCGUCAGGGACCUCUUCUACGGGUACGACGUGUUGGUGGAGAAUCUUAUGGACCCUGCUCAUGUCCCAUACGCGCACAAGGGGCUGAUGCCCAUACAGAACAAAGAAGAUCCAGGCAGAGUUGAGUCCGAUCAGGAAGGAGGCUACCCGGUCAAGAUUAGGACGGAGCAGGCAAAGAUCGACGGCUUCCUGUCGGUACAGGAGGAUGACGUAUGCUACAUGAAGUUUGAUGCGCCCUGCACGCUCUAUGGCAAGCCCUUUCGCACCAAAGAACCACAGAUUGAUCAGGGCAAGGAGAAAAAGAAGAAGAAGCAACCUGAGGCGAUGACGGUGUUCUUGUGCGUCCCGGUGGCUCCGGGAAGAAGCAGGUUGAUAUGGGCGUUCCCGCGGAAUGUUGAUGCGUGGCUCGACAAUAUAAUACCACGGUGGUUGUACCACAUUGUGACGAACAUCGUCUUGGAUUCAGAUUCCUACCUCCUCCAUAUUGAGGAGCGCAACUUCGCCACGGUUGGCCUUGAUAACUGGCACAAAGCUUGUUAUGUGCCCACAUCAUCUGACAACAUGGUCAUCACCUUCAGAAACUGGUUCAGAAAGUACUGUAAGCAUCAGAUCGGCUGGGCAACCCCAAUGGCUAAUCAGCUGCCACCAACUCCUACCAAAGAUCAGGUCUUGGAGAGGUACAGGUCGCAUGUCAUGCAGUGCACGAGCUGCAGCGCUGCACUGAAGAAGAUGAAGGCGCUGGAGGUCGCCCUGCAGGUGGCGUCGGUCGCCAUCGUCGGAUUCCUCGCCGUCGCCAAGGGGAGUCUAGCACCGUCGGUUGUCCGGCGAGCCGCCGCCGUGUCUACCGCCGUGCUGUGCUUCGCCGCCUCCCGCUGGCUCGCGAGCUUCAUUGAGAAGAGCUUCUACUUCCAGGACUACGUCCAUGCUUACAAGUGACAGUGUCUAAGAAAAUCUGGGAGUGGAGUUCGAUCCCUAUAUAUGCUAGCUUACAAAAGAAAAACAAGUAUCUAUCUAUCUAUCUAUCUAUCUA
Oryza sativa Japonica Group (Japanese rice) is the source of this 1757-nucleotide messenger RNA. Its product is annotated as protochlorophyllide-dependent translocon component 52, chloroplastic-like. Gene Ontology annotation, molecular function: chlorophyllide a oxygenase activity; 2 iron, 2 sulfur cluster binding. Gene Ontology annotation, cellular component: cytoplasm. The record is from RefSeq and is a predicted model, not a curated record. NCBI's taxonomy places the organism in Eukaryota, Viridiplantae, Streptophyta, Magnoliopsida, Poales, Poaceae.